AUGAACACGUAUAAUAGAGGAGAAACAGAGAGGACAUCUUCAGACCAUCGAUACAAGAUGCAGCAGAAAACUGAAGUAACCCUGGCUAUUCUAUUGCUGGCUUUAAUACAAGGUGUUGUGGCCGUGGAGGUCCAGCCCUCCAUCAACCCUGCUGUAGUCGGGGACUCUGUGACUCUGUCUCUGUCCCCUCUGACCAACCUGAAGAGUGGAAGCUGGGCGGUGGGGGACUCCCUCAUCCUCACCUGGCUGGGGGACCAGCAGGCAGUCUUCCCCAGUCACAGCGGCAGGGUGUCCGUCAACCACUCCACUGGAGCUCUCACCCUGAACUCCGUCACGGUGGCUGACUCUGGAGUCUACGUCAUGCAGAGCACUGACCCCCCGCUCAAGGCCAACGCAUCCAUCACAGUUCUGGAGCCCAUUUCAAAUGUGACGCUACGCACCAAUCACACCGACCUGAUGGAGUUCAACAGUUCAGCAGUCAUUACGUGCUCCGUCUCCUCUGGAUCCUCUCCGUCUUUCCUCUGGAUCAACGGCAGCUCCGAGGUGACAGUCAGCGACAGAGUUCAUCUCUCUGAUGGAAACUCCACUCUCACUAUAGUCAAUGUGACCCGCUUUGAUCAGGGACCCUUCACGUGUCAUGCGUCCAAUCCUGUCAGUAAUGGAACCAGUGAUCCAGUAAACUUCACCAUCACCUAUGGUCCAGAUAACAUGGCAAUAACAGUGAAUGGACUCAACACCACUUCCUUCUCUAUCGGAUCCAAUCUGAGCAUGCUCUGUUCAGCACAGUCCAGUCCUGCGGCUCAGCUUCAGUGGGCUUUCAGAGGGGAGCUUGUGAACACUACGGGUCCUCUGUUAGAGCUGUUCAGUGUCAGCGAGGACCAAAGCGGUCCAUACUCCUGUCUGGCCUUCAACAAUCACAUCAACAUGAACAGCAACAUCACCACAAUCCUCCUGAUAGGAAAGCCUUCGUCAGGGUCGGAUCAACAGGCGGUUAAUGUGUGGCUGCUGCCGCUGCUGAUAAUGGUUGGGUUCUUCUUCUCAUUGCCAGCUGCUGCAGGUACCCAGAAGAUAUACGCCUCUGAGAACCCCAUACCAGUGGGCAACACAGUCACGCUUUUCAGCCGGGACAAUGUCUCCACAGGGGCAUGGAUGUUCAACAAUGAUAUCAUUGUGAUGACUUUUCCAGGAAGUGAAAUCAUAACUGACAAUUGGAAGGACAGGUUGACACUGUCAGUCCAAGUGCCGAUUUCAAAUGUGACUCUGAGAGCGAACGCAACCAACCUUGUGGAGUUCAAUGACACAGCAGUUCUCAUGUGCUCUGCGCUCAAUGGCUCGUCCCUGACUUAUGCGUGGCUGAAGGGCAGCACUGAGAUCACAGCUGGUGGGGGAGUGCAGCUGAGCGAUGGGGGCGCCACUCUCACGGUCAGGGUGACCCGCUAUGACGAGGGGUCGUACAGGUGCAAUGUGUCCAAUGGCGUGAGCUAUGAAGUCAGUCUGCCUGUUUAUCUCAACAUCAGCUAUGGUCCAAGUAACACAACGAUGAUGAUCACGCCCAUGAAGUCCACUUACACAACCGGAUCCAACAUCACCCUGUCGUGCUCAGCGGAGUCGAGCCCUCCAGCGAUGAUCCAGUGGAUGUUUGACGGGGUGUACCUAAAUCAGUUUGGCCCACAGCUUCUACUAGAGAAGGUUGCAGUGAGCAACUCAGGAUAUUACCGGUGCUUAUUUCACAACGCAGUCACGUCCAGGUUCAGCAGCAAAAGUGCAAUGAUCAGGAUUGAGGAGAAAAUAGUAGCAGUUGUGGUGGAUCACACAGGUGGACCAGCAAUACUUAAUGAGUCAUUCAGUAUGACCUGUGAAGUGGUUGGAACUGUUGGCAGCAUUCAGUGGUGGAGGAACGGUCAACUCAUCACUGCAGACAACACAACAGGACAACACAACAAGACACUGAUUCUCUUCCCAGUCCAGCUUUCCGACCAUGGAGAUUAUCAGUGUCAGGCUUUUAAUUCUGUGGGCAACAUGACCAGCAGCCCUUACACAGUUGAAGUAAACUAUGGCCCAAUGAAACCAGUGAUCGUGGGGUCGUCCAUGGCUCUAGCAGGAACAUUCGGAUCCUUCAACUGCUCAAGUGCGUCUCAUCCUCCCAGUAGGAUCAGCUGGUACUUCAGCGACUCCAUGGCUGCCACCUCAGAUUUAGUUAUUGGACCUCUGACCUUGAACAUGAGUGGGGUGUACACCUGCGAGGCUUACAACAACAUCACUGGCAAAACCAACACUGCCUCCAUCAUGCUCACUGUUCUGGCUCCAGUGACCAUGGCGUCAGUAAAGAUAGUCGGAGCUGAGCCAAUCCAGAACCACACGUUCUCUCUAACCUGUGAGACAUCUGGAAGUGUGGAGUCGAUUAUCUGGUUGUAUAAUGGGUACCAACUGUCUGCUGGCAACACCAGAAACUUCUCAGUGGACCACGCCACCCUCACCAUUGAUCCUGUCAUGACCUCUGACAACGGGAACUAUCAGUGUGUAGCUUCCAACCCACUCAGCAUCUUUACAAGUCAAGUCUUCACACUGGGGGUUUUUUAUGGACCAGAGAUGCCAACUAUCAUUGGACCAAAUAUGGCAAAUGUAGGAGACAAUGUCACAUUCAGCUGUUCCGCAUCAUCAAACCCUCCCAGCUCCUACGAAUGGUUCUUUAAUGGUUCUUUAGUGGCCAAUACGUCCGAGUAUGUCACACCUCCUCUUACUAAAGCUAUGAGUGGGCUGUACACCUGCAUGGCCUACAACAACAUCACCGGCAAAAACAGCACUACCUACACGAUGCUCACUGUUUUUGCUCCAGUGACUAUGGCUUCAAUAAAGAUGGUCGAAGCUGAGCCAAUCCUGAACCACACGUUCUCUCUAACCUGUGAGACAUCUGGAAGUGUGGAGUCGAUAAUCUGGUUGUAUAAUGGGUACCAACUGUCUGCUGACAGCACCAGAAACUUCUCAGUGGACCACGCCACCCUCACCAUUGAUCCUGUCAUGACCUCUGACAACGGGAACUAUCAGUGUGAAGCUUCCAACCCACUCAGCAAGUUUACAAGUCAAGUCUUCACACUGGAUAUUGCUUAUGGACCACAGAUACCAACGAUCACUGGACCAAAUGCAGCAAAGACGGGAGACAACGUCACAUUCAGCUGUUACGCAUCAUCAAACCCUCCCAGCACCUACGAAUGGUUCCUUAAUGGUUCUUUAGUGGCCAAUACAUCCAAGUAUAUCACACCUCCUCUUACUAAAGCUAUGAGUUGGAUGUACACCUGCAUGGCCUACAACAACAUCACCGGCAAAAACAGCACUGCCUACACGAUGCUCACCGUUUUUGAUCCAAUAGAUCACGUUCAAGUAGAAACGCCAACUAAUCCUGCCAUAGAAGGUCAUUUUUAUCAGCUAACAUGCAAUGUGACUGGACCUGUUGAGCAUGUUUACUGGUUAAAAAAUGGUGAGCCACUUCAUCAAGAUAACAGGACUGUUUCCAACAUGGCUAACAAGACCCUCACCUUUAACCCACUCGAGCAAAAUGAUACUGGGUACUACCAGUGUAUGGCUAUUAAUGCUGUCUGGAACAUGACCAGCUCUCCUUACAUGCUCCUUGUGAACUUUGGACCAGAAACACCCAUGAUUGAUGGGCCAGCUUUUGCUGAGGCAGGAAGCUACGCGGUCUUCCACUGCUCUGCCGUGUCAGUGCCGCCCAGUCGGUUCACCUGGUUCUAUAAUGGCUCUGAGGUG
Molecule: messenger RNA, 3762 nt
Organism: Centropristis striata (black sea bass)
Lineage: Eukaryota; Metazoa; Chordata; Actinopteri; Perciformes; Serranidae
Product: hemicentin-1-like
Exons: 17
Source: RefSeq, a predicted model, not a curated record